AUGGCGGACGAUUAUGGACGAAAAUGGGAUCGAUGCCUUGCUGAUACAGCCGUAAAAACAGUCACAGGCCUCAGUGUUGGCAUCGUGUUCUCCAUCCUCCUCUUCAAACGGCGAAUGUGGCCUCUGUCGUUCGGGUCAGGCCUGGGGUUGGGAAUGGGAUACACCAACUGCCAGCAUGACUUCAGGUCUCCAUAUCUGAUUCAUGGCCGCGUGCUUAAGGACCAAUAAUGGAACGAAGGCAACAAUGAGUUUCUCGUCUGUUUGUGUUUAACGCUCCUCGUCUCUAUCCAACAGUUCCUAGUGUAUAUCAAAAACAAUAAAUGUAUAUUUAUUAAAGCUC
This is a messenger RNA of Austrofundulus limnaeus, 340 nucleotides long. RefSeq names its product MICOS complex subunit Mic10. Gene Ontology annotation, cellular component: mitochondrion; MICOS complex; mitochondrial inner membrane. The record is from RefSeq and is a predicted model, not a curated record. Lineage: Eukaryota; Metazoa; Chordata; Actinopteri; Cyprinodontiformes; Rivulidae.